AUGGAAACAGCCCCAGACACCACCCCGCCGCGGUGGCAGCGAGCCCUGAAACGCAUCGCAAGUCUAAUCCUCCACCAAUGGCUCAUAAUCGGGAUCGGCAUCGUUUGCGCCCUGGCAUACUGCUUCCCGAACGUUGCCAAGCAAGGCGGCACCAUCCGCUCCGAGUACAGUAUCAUGUACGGCGUGAUCGCGAUAAUUUUCCUAAUCUCCGGCCUGAGCAUCCCGCGCCAGAAGCUUAUCUCACAUGCCCUAAAUUGGCGCCUUCACUUGAUCGUGCAGGUCAUUUCGUUUCUGUUCAUUCCCGCCGUGGUGCUGGCCAUCGUGCAUAUUAUCCUCACUGCAGAUCCUGGGGAGAAGAUUGAUCGUGCUGUGCUGGCGGGCUAUAUCUUUACUGCUUGUAUUCCGACGACGAUUGCGUCCAAUGUUGUUAUGACGAGGUCUGCGGGCGGAGAUGAUGCGGCUGCUUUGGUGGAGGUCUUGUUGGCUAAUAUUCUCGGCCCGUUUGUUACGGCUGCUUGGACUAUUACUUUGAUACCCAAGAUGGCGGUCUUUGAUCCCUGGCGGUUUGGGGGUGGGAAUUUGGGGAGUAUGUAUAAGGAGGUUUUCCAACAACUGGGGCUCAGUGUGUUACUGCCGCUGUUUAUUGGGCAGCUAGUGAGGUGGACUUGGCCUGAUCGCACUGCAUCGGUCAUGCAGAAGACCAAGCUGCCUAAGAUGGCUACUUUCUGCUUGUUAUUGUUGAUUUGGGCCACAUUUUCCUCUUGCUUUGCAACAGGAGCCCUCCAAACCCUUUCCACGCAGAGCAUAGUCUUCGUGAUCCUGUUCAACAUGAUACUCUACAUCACCUUAACAGCAGUAUGCUUCUUCUGCUCAAGACCACCACGAAUUUUCAGCUCUCGGCGCUGGUCCAAGCCCAUAUUCAAACGCAUGUCUCCAGAGGAAACCAUUGCAGUGUGCUUUUGUGGACCAGCGAAGAGCACUGCACUUGGUAUCCCACUGCUCUACGCAAUGUGGCAGCCAGUUGAUCUCUUCCUGAAAGCGAAGACAUCGGUGCCGGUGUUGCUCUAUACUACGGAGCAAAUUUGCGUGGCGCAUUUCUUCGUUCAGUUGUUUCGGUGGUGGCAUGCUAGAAUCAUUGAGAAAGAGGAUUUGGAUAACAGCACGGGAGAUGAUGUUGAGGUUGGUAUGACGGAGGUUUCACCUGGGGAUCACGCUGGACGUGUUCAUGAACAUACGACUGUUUGA
This is a messenger RNA of Penicillium expansum, 1245 nucleotides long. RefSeq lists its product as uncharacterized. Lineage: Eukaryota; Fungi; Ascomycota; Eurotiomycetes; Eurotiales; Aspergillaceae. The coding region runs from base 1 to 1245 and encodes 414 amino acids. The record is from RefSeq and is a predicted model, not a curated record. The transcript is spliced from 2 exons. Gene Ontology annotation, cellular component: plasma membrane.